Molecule: messenger RNA, 1848 nt
Organism: Scleropages formosus (Asian bonytongue)
Lineage: Eukaryota; Metazoa; Chordata; Actinopteri; Osteoglossiformes; Osteoglossidae
Product: macrosialin-like
Exons: 7
Coding region: 329-1624 (431 amino acids)
Biological process (GO): establishment of protein localization to organelle
Cellular component (GO): plasma membrane; late endosome membrane; lysosomal membrane
Source: RefSeq, a predicted model, not a curated record
CCGCGCGGGAUGAAUGACUGACAACUGUCUAGUGUACGGGAAGCAGCCCGUGGUGAGGAGCAGGUUGACUGGUGCAGCUGCUCCCUUGUGUUUUGUAUGCAGUGAGCGGGGUCGGUCCCUGGAGUACUUAAUGCUGAUUUGAGGCCCUUGAUGGACAUCAUCAGUGUCUUGUUUGGAGGACCCAUGGUCACCAUGAGGAGAACCAGGCUGCGUCUGCUCACAAUGGCUUUGGCCCUGUCCUUGGUCAUAGCCAUCUCUCUCUCUCAGAAGAGAACAGCUAUACGUCUCACAAUGCCAACAACUGCACCAUACCUGUAUACCUUGCCAUAUGGUCACAGGCCAGUUUUUGGGGGUGUCACGUCUAUCCCUGAAACAGGCGUCUACUAUGAAGACGACCACUGUAUCAGAUCUUUCUUCAACAAUGGAAGAUGGCGCUUACAAUUGGAAAGACUUUGCUUCCUCUACUGUGGAAACUGCCUCUGGUUCAGAGGAGCAAACAUCUGCAACAAAGAUGGGCUACACUUGGGAAGAAUGGUCUUCUACCACUGAAGAGAGUACCUCUACCAUGGAGGGGCCAGUCUCCUCAAAAUUUCCCUACCCUUGGGAGGAGUUGGCUUCUACAACUACGGAGACGAGCCAAAUGGCUUCCACGGUCACCGCAGGGGCAUUCGCUAGUGCAUCAUCUACCACCCUAACAGAGGUACCUACAACCAUGAAUGCUUCAACCACCGCUGUGGUGACUGAGGCCCUCCCUACAAAGUCAACUCCCAUGGAGACAACCCCAUCAAAGGUGCUGUCUUCUACAGCAGAGACUGCUUCCACAAUCCUUACAGAAGGUCAUGCUACCACCAUAACUGGGUUUACCACUGGUACACGGGCACCUAGCAUCACAAAGACUGCUUAUUCCACUAUGGCUACCACCACCCCAGCUGCUGGCCCGACACCACCCGAGCUGGUGGUGGGCAACUACACCAUUGAGAGGAAAGGUGGCAUAUUGUGUGUCAAGGCAGAGAUGGCCCUACAAAUAAGGGUGACCUACCGCACCAUUUUCAAGAAUGAGUCUGAGGGAAUCUUCACAAUCCAGCCUUCCCGCACAGUUGCUGUGGGAGGCUGUGGUGAGACCACAGCAACACUCCACCUCAAGUUUGACGAAGGGGUUAUAUUCUUUCGUUUUCAGAAGAACACCACCACCAACACUGUGUAUGUGAGCACUAUUGCCUUUUUUGUGACCUACUCAUUUCCAAAUGCAGACCCUAAAAAGAGAACUUACACAGCCAAGAAUGAAUCUGUACAGCUCUUCAGUGCCCAGCUGUGCCACUCGUAUGCCUGUAACCAGCAGUCCGUCUCAAUGGGCCGGAAACUUUCCCUGGAAGUCUUCCAACAAAGGAUUCAGGCAUUGGACUUCACAGGACCUGCCUUUGGUCCUGCGGACCCCUGUCCUGUGGACCAAGGAAGUAGCAACUUGGCCCUGAUCUUGGGUAUCCUCCUCCUCCUCCUCUUGCUGGUCCUCAUUGUUGCAGUUGCUGUGGCCCUCUACAUCUGGAGGAGGAAGAAGUUGGAGGGUCUGAGCCUCAACCCUGCUGAUACCCUUGCCAUUCUGGAACAUGAGGGUGAGGCCAUUUGACCUCUUUGUGGGGAAUGAGGAGCUGUUGCUGCCUUUCAUAUGCUUGAAGAUGGAAUCAAAGAACCCUCAAACCUAGUGACUCAAUUCAGAAGUUCCUCUGGAACACCUGACUAGCUGCUUCUCCCAUGUAAUGUUAAACUGAAACAGAUAUUUUUUUUAUGUAAAAUGAUUCAUGUUUGUAAUAAAUACAACUUGCCACAUGACUUAAUAUGGCUUUCUUCUUC